CAGAUAGUGACCGCGAAGAAUAAAAGAAGGCUGUUGCGAACCUGAAACAUCUGGCAACGACUCUUGAGCAAACCAAGCGGGCAAUCUACACCGUGUGGGGACAAUGAAUACCCUGCUUGUGCUCCUUCUGCUAACCCUGUCAACGUCCGCAUACGCAGCAUCAAUACUACCUGCCAGGGAAGCUCAAGACCAUGGUCUUCGGAAAGAGGACGAGGCUGCACUUAUUGCGAAAGCUGGCGAUUCCAUGAAGACGAUUGGACAGCUUCUACAGAGCAAACUAUCCAUCGCCAAUGCUGAGGAUCGAGAGAACAUUGUCAACGCCUUAAAGGCUAUUGACACUUCCAUCUUGGACCCAAAUGAUACAGAGCAGUACUUUUUCAUAAUCUUGUUUAAGGCACUCAUAGCAGCUGCUGUCACCGCUGGUGUGUCGACUGGCGUCGGUCUUGAGGUGGACAAAGCUCUGAAGAAAGUCAACAAAAAGCGUGGUUGAGAAAGGCAACAAUGACUCUGCCAGAUAACAAAAUAUGAAUGAAUCAUUUUGAUUCUGGUGUACAGAAAUUAAAAGUAAAAAGAGGGUGUUCUGACGUAA
Messenger RNA from Rhipicephalus microplus (southern cattle tick), 589 nucleotides. RefSeq lists its product as uncharacterized. The record is from RefSeq and is a predicted model, not a curated record. Lineage: Eukaryota; Metazoa; Arthropoda; Arachnida; Ixodida; Ixodidae.